AUGUCUCACUCGGACUCUGACGAUCCCGACUUUUUACCGCCUAUCGUCGAUGCUGAGUCUUCCUCGGAUGACGAAGAGCCUAAGCUGAAGCGCCAAAGAGUGGAGAGCCCUCCAAAAUCGGUGGACCAGGAAGCUGGGAAAGCUCUUUGGCAACGCUUCCUCGCAGAGGGACCUGAACAAUCAACCUCCACACAAACCGUAGUUAGCAUCGAAAAACGAUAUUCGUUUGCUGGAGAAGAAGUUACACAGAUAGUUCAAGUGCCUCAGGACUCUACCGAGGCGAAAAAUUGGCCUCUUGCAGGCUCAACCGCGAAGCGUAAACCUGGUCCACGUAAAGCCAAGACAUCUCUUGCUCCGUUGCCAACACGCAAGCCGCAGAAACUCUCGACUCUCGACAAAUCCGCGUUAGAUUGGAAGCAACACUUGGCUCAAGCUCCCUCUGAGAUAGAAGAGGAGCUUGUUGCCAACCGACGCGGCGGCGGAUACCUCGAAAAAGUUGAUUUCUUGAACCGCGUUGAGGCGAGAAAGGGAGAAGCCCUAGACAAAAGUAGAGCCAAACGACGAAGAUGA
Mycena indigotica is the source of this 570-nucleotide messenger RNA. Its product is annotated as Craniofacial development protein 1. The transcript is spliced from 3 exons. NCBI's taxonomy places the organism in Eukaryota, Fungi, Basidiomycota, Agaricomycetes, Agaricales, Mycenaceae. The record is from RefSeq and is a predicted model, not a curated record. Bases 1 to 570 code for a protein of 189 amino acids.